Molecule: messenger RNA, 1335 nt
Organism: Effrenium voratum
Lineage: Eukaryota; Dinophyceae; Suessiales; Symbiodiniaceae
Source: the annotation of a GenBank genome assembly
GGUCUCCGGAUGUGUUCAUUCUGGCGAUGGACUACUGCAAAACUGGGAGAGCGCGGCGGCAUUUCAUCUUCCAGCCCUGUGCCUGCGCAGCGCUCUGGCGUGUGAGCUUGCAGCUGAACCUGCCAGCCCUGGCCCGGAAGCUGGCAAUCUGGAUCGGACUCUCGGUGACCACUCGCAGUGGGGAGCAGAGUCGGAGCAGCCUGCUCGAUGUGCCGGUGGCGGGCGAGGACGCCAUCCUGGGCCGCGUGCUUGAGCGCGCCGCCGAGGACGCCGAGUGGCUUGCUGUCGCUAGGGUGCUGCUCUCUGUGGGUGCCAGCGGCACCUCCAUGUGCCACGGGGUGCCUCUUUACUUGUUCGCCCAGGACCAGGCGGACAAGAAAGUUCGAGGCUUCAAUGAGCUGCUGGCGCCGUUGCUGGCGCGCAUUGGCCAGGAUGUGGACCAGUGGCAGCAGCCCACUGCCCUCUUGGAGGACCGAACAGCGGAGUGCCCCAUCUGCUUCGAGACCCUGUGGACAGCCACGCCCACCGCCUUUGUGAAGCUCCUGGAAGGUUCUGGGGAGAGCAUCUUCCACGUGAUCUGUGCUCACUUCUUCUGCUUCGACUGCGCCAGCCAGCAGUACAUGAAGCAGCAGAGCCAGCAGGUCGCCGAAUACUUCUGCCCCAUUUGCCGAGCACAAGCGCACGAGGUGAUGCCCAUGCCGGACAUCGCCGUGAACCCGCGCCUCUGGUUUCAGUUUCUGGACAUGAACCAAUCAGGACAGGUGGACCAGAACGUGGCGGUGCAAGCGCUUGAGGCGAUGCUGCCCAUCGACACGGAGCGGCUGCAUGAUGCGCUGCACGACAGCGAGUGUGGUGUGCGCUGGGCGCAGGGCCAGAUCUCGGAGCUGCACUUCUGGAUGCCUGGGGGGCUGCUGGAGUGGGUGCGCGCCCACCAGCACGACCUGGAGCGCGCCAAGGAUCGCGGCAAGGCGCCAAGGUUGGAGGGGGACCUGCAGGACUGGCUGAGGCACUGGGACCGUGAACGGCGGGGAGAGCUCGACAAGGGCCAGGUACUACGAGCUCUUUGCGAGGCCACACGGAUCUCCUCCCUUGAGACCGCGCGGAUCCAGAAGUUGAAGGAUGGCAUCAAGGAGAUCUGGAGUGAGUACGCCGUGAGCGCUGGGCUCACACGCCAACACUGCCGCAAUGGCUCGGUGGCCGCGAGGCUUCAGAAGUUGGCGGAAGAGGUUUCUUGAGCCAACCUUGCCGCCGACCAUCAGGCUUCGUGUGAAGCAUGGGCGCGUUAGGCCAGCGUUUCCUUCGAACCCCGGUUUCACAGAUUUCCCUAUUCAGGUC